This is a messenger RNA of Zea mays, 1354 nucleotides long. RefSeq lists its product as uncharacterized. NCBI's taxonomy places the organism in Eukaryota, Viridiplantae, Streptophyta, Magnoliopsida, Poales, Poaceae. The record is from RefSeq and is marked predicted. The coding region runs from base 591 to 1043 and encodes 150 amino acids. The transcript has a single exon.
CUUCCCUCUCAUCCUCUCGACCUCGCUUCCUCCCUCCCACCGUGCCCUGCCUUUUCCUCACGACCUCGCCGCUGAUUGCGGUCCCCCAUGGAACCGUCGUCCUCUCAAUCCGUCCGCCGCUCCAUCGUCUUCCUGUAUUUGUGCUGCUGAUAUGUGUAACUUGUGUUUCUCCAGGUGAAGGCGGCCGAGCACGCGGCCGAGAUGGAGGCGACGGUGGUCGUCGCGGCUGCCGUGGAGGCCGAGGAGGAGGAGGCUGCUGCUGCUGCGGCUUCGACGCCGCAGCGGUCUGGGAGGAAACGGCCCCGCGCGAUUGGGAGUGGGCGGUACCGCUCGGUGUCCAGGUGUUUCUCCCAAUCUCCCCUGCUUUCCUCAUCCUGCUGCCGCUUUUGCUUUUAAUCGCUGUGACAGCAUAGCACCCGCCUCGUCUCGCUGCCGGCUGCCGCUGGUGAUCCUGCUCCCUGUGGCAUUGGCCCUAGCCAGCAGGCAGGCAGUCGGCCAGGGACGGAUGGACGGAGACGACGGAUGGAAGCCGCAGCCACUAGCCAGCCACACCGCAGACCGCGCACGCAAGAGAAAGAAGCGGUGUUUGCAUGGACUGGGAUUGCCGACUUGACUGCGGAUUGACGGGGACAGGUGGGAGCCAGAACCGCCCGAGGACCCUCUUCUCCUCGGCCAAGAGACCCACACCGCAACUGGAACCCUCUUCUCCUCAUCCGACGACAGUGGUGGCCACUGCUCCGGCCAGGCAUAGCAUAGGCAGCCUGGUUACACAAACCAAAAAAGGUAUCCCAUACCCACGCUACUGCCUACACCUACGAAACCUGCUUAUCCUGCUGCAAUUUCUGCUAAAUUCGUGGCUAAAUUCAAAGAAUGGUAGUGUGAAGUGGAAUCAAAAUGGGAACUGGGUGCAGACUGCCUCAAAGGAUCAGAUUAUUAAGGUCCGUGGCUUGUGCUUUUUAUUUUUCUAUCUUCUUCAAAGAAUUUUCGGAUUACAGUGUGCACUCUAUAACCAGAAUUCUAUACUAUCUAUGGAGAUGGCCUAAUCCAUCCUAUAACCAGGAUCGAUAAGUUUGUUUUUUGAUGCCAGUAAAUUAUUGAUUUUGGUCCAUUUGCUAAUUCAUUUUGCAACUGUAUGACAUUAGAUCCAUGAAAGAGCAGCAAUCCUUCUGAGGGGACGUCGCUGGUUAGAUAGUUAUUACAGUAUCAAGAUUUUUAUAUGUUCCUUUACAUAUUUUAAGGUUCACAAAUUGAUACUGGUUUUAUAUGUAGCAGUUCAUUGUUCACUGUAACCAUACAUGUAAACCAUAAGCAAAUGUGAUGUAGGAGAUUGUUAUAUAAAGAGACUUUUGCAGCC